AUGACCCAAUCCCUAAUGGCUUCACGCUCAUCGUUACCGUCGAACGGUGCUAAACAGAGACAACUAUCACAACUCCAUACCAAACUAGCCACUCUCUCCGCCAAUCUAGCUGAUCUAGAAAAUCUUUUGAGAAUGACCAGUGUGCAAGCUGAAAGUAUUAAAUCGCUCGGAGCCUGGCAUGGCGGCCUCUUUAUGGCGGCUUCCAAAGUUCUAGGCGAAGAGACUUCUACGGCACCUUCAAAUGGGUCAGCCCAAGUUGAAAAGAAGUGA
This is a messenger RNA of Blumeria graminis f. sp. triticale, 270 nucleotides long. Lineage: Eukaryota; Fungi; Ascomycota; Leotiomycetes; Helotiales; Erysiphaceae. The record is from the annotation of a GenBank genome assembly.